Messenger RNA from Bradysia coprophila, 3953 nucleotides. RefSeq names its product transmembrane protein 161-like emei (gene emei). Lineage: Eukaryota; Metazoa; Arthropoda; Insecta; Diptera; Sciaridae. The record is from RefSeq and is a predicted model, not a curated record.
AUUUAAAAAUAGUCUUCACACACCAGACAAGUUCUCAAUGAAUUUUCAAUAAUUCACCGAAAUCCAAUGCAUUAACCGACCAAUAAAAUCCAAAUCAAAAUCGAACAGAAACGAUAUCGAACGCAGCAAUGGCGUUAUUGGGUGCACAGCUGGUCAUAACGUUGGUCAUGGUCAGUGUUAUACAGAAAUUGAGUCCUCACUAUUCACUAGCCAAAUGGUUUCUCUGUUCAACGGGACUCAUUCGUUAUUUGCAUCCGUCCGACAGUGAACUGAAAAUAUUGGCCGGUGUGCCAAAAAGCGUUCAGAAGCCGAAGAAAGAAAAUCGCAACAAAGGUCAUCAUGCGGACGACAAGUCAAACACAUUUCACAUACCGCGCAAUCUUGACAUUCAACUGGAAACGGCCAAAAUUUCGCCAUUCGAUGUCGUCCAUCUCAGAUACUACACCGAAUACCAGUGGCUGGUCGACUUCAGUCUGUACGCCGGCAUCGUGUACAUUCUGUCGGAAAUUUACCAUUUCUACUUUCCCAUCAAAGAGGAGAUCAAUCUCAGCAUGAUGUGGUGCUUGCUGGUCAUUUUCUUUUCAUUCAAACUGCUGACAUCGCUGACGAUCCAGUAUUUCCGCAGCGAUGAAUCAAUUGGCGAGCGGUCGACGUGCAUUGUCACCGGACUGACGUACUUGCUGAUUUCUAUGAUAAUUUUGAUCGUUGACGAGAAUACACUGGAGACGGGCUUGGAGCAAGCGUACACCAGUUUCAAUCGGAGUGCUUCCAAUUUUCUGGAGGGACAGGGCGUCAGUUCGUCCGGUCCCGCAUCAAAGAUCAUCGUCAAAUUUUGCAUAGCCGUCUCUUGUGGCAUCGUCGGUGCAAUAUUCACAUUUCCCGGCCUGCGUAUGGCACGCAUGCACUGGGACUCUCUGAAAUACUGCAAAGAGAACAAAAUCAUGCAACUGCUGCUGAACGUCAGUUUCGCUCUGCCGUUCAUUCUGGUCAUUUUGUGGGUGAAACCGUUGAGCCGAGAUUACCUAACCGGACGGGUAUUCUCCGGUAUGAAUGGACCGCUAUUGACGCCCAGUUCCUUUGACACAAUUCGUCUGCUGCUGGUGGUGUUCGCUGUAAUUCUACGGUUUUCGCUGAUGCCAGUGUACCUGCAAGCGUAUCUGAAUCUGGCCUACGAUCGAAUUCAGGAUAUGAAGAAGGAGGCAGGACGCAUUACGAAUGUGGAACUGCAGAAGAAGAUCGCGUCGAUAUUCUACUACCUUUGCGUUGUGACCCUGCAAUAUGUUGCACCCAUCAUAAUGUGCAUGUACUUCGCAUUGAUGUACAAAACGCUCGGCGGCUACAAAUGGACCGAUUUGUAUCGAACUGCUAUGCUGCCUGACGACGAAUGUUCUGCGACCGAAUUCCAUCCGCCCGUUGUCGAUGCCAUCAUGGACGAUGCUGAUAUUCUGACAACGGCUAAGAUGUCGUUGAGGGGAUUGAAAUCGGUUUUCACCACCGAAGUAUAUCGCGGCUUGUUCGGAUUUGCGACGUGGUGGAGUUGCUUCGUAUGGUUUGCUGCAUCGUCACUGGGAAUGGUGUACCAGUCGUAUUUCUCCAAAGUCUAAACAUUUGUUUUUCGUUUUGUGUUGGAUGGGAGAGAAGCGGUGUCAUCAUCAACGUUUUGUUGAUUUUUUUUUGUUUUUAAUCUUAGGCGGUUGAUAGAAUGACUCACAUUUGUUUUCGUAAAUCUCGGAAUGUUUUGCCUUUUUUCCUUAGUUUAAUUUAUUUCACAUCUUCAUGUAUCACAAAGGGCAACGCUCACGCGAUUUUUUUUUUAAAGAAAAUUCAUUGAUUUAGUUUGUUCGUCCGUUGCCCGAACACGGCGCACAUUGAAGUUAUUUUUUGACGAAUUAUUUUCGAUAUGUUAAGAGGGGAAUGUCCAUUGAGGACUUCCAUGAGAGACCCAGUGUCCGUCCGGGGUUUAUUGUAAAUUAUCGGGUCGAAAGUGGACGCUGGUGUAAUGUCGCUAGAUUUUGCAAAGCAAAAAAUCUUCGUUCUUGGACUACUGGUACUGAGCACUAGGAGAGCCCUAACAGGCCCUACUGUAUAUCUCAACCGUCAUUUCAGUAGAUUUUAACAGGAUAGGAUGGUCAGUGUAACGAUCUUGAAACACAGAUCUGGUUAUCCUCUGAUUCCUUCCUUGCCAUCAUUUAUAUCGUAAGAGCCUUCCCGUUGCCAUUAAGAACUCGUCAAGAACGACAGGUCCCAAAAUGGCAACUUCAGAAGGUAAGGUUUAUAUAGUCACCUAGGAGCCUGUGCCUUAGUAAUCCACACUUUCAUAGUAGCACCAAGGAGUCGCCGACAGUGUCCGAUGAUCGCGCCUACUACUUUUCUGAUGCGAUUACGGUUCUUUCGAGCAAAUCUUUUGCCAAUCUAGCAUUUGGCCUCGGAAAAACGUGCAUUGUGUCGGCACGUCGUCUUCGUACACUUCCCACCAUUUCGAAUGUCUUUACGUAACCCAUUCCGUUCACGCUUCCGCGUAGAACGAACUGGGUGUUGACAAAUCCUUACAUUCUUCACGGAAGUAGCGACGGGCGACGAUAAUGUUUUUAUCAUCUACUCGAUCAUCAUACAUCGACAGAAACUCAGAGUCAAUUUUAGCAUAAAGGUACUGCCGCCCAAUGAAGAAUUCAAAUUGAAAAUAAAAUUUGUUAGAAGAUCUGACGUGCCUCACAACACAAAAUUUUCAACGUGCCAGGCACGCCGGAUCUUCCCUUUUUCAAUUGCAGUAUUCAAUGGGCGACAACACUUUUUUGACACCAACUUAAAUUCUGUGCGACGUCUCCUGACUAGGGCUUCUUGGGACCCUUCCAACGCUCAAUAGGGUGAGCGUACCAAUCCUCGGACAAGAAUGAGUCGUCGGACACCUAUUGUUGUCUCAUUCAUAAAAAACGUGUAUGAAUGAAAGAACAAUAGCUGUCCGAGGACUCAUUCUUGUUCGAGGAUUGGUACACUCACCCUACCAAUCGUCGAAUGUUUUUGACCUUGCAAAAUCUAACGAAAUUACACCAGGCUGCCCGUAAGUGACGAUAAAACCCGUGGGUUCUGGGACUAGGAAAGCAUUAGACCAGUGGAGUUGAUGGAGUCGUUAUGUUGUCGUAGAGAGUACAUUUACCUCUCGGGUCGAUAUAAUCCAAUCAUAGGAGAUUGGAGGCUGUUACUGACAUGCAAGUAUGUGAUUUAGGUAGAGCAUUAAAGAAAUCAUCUCGUCCCGCUCUUUCCCACCGCAUUAAAUCGCUUUACUUUUCGUCUUCCCAUUCCCAUUCUCUGCCCAUUGAAUGUUAAAAUGCGGUUCGUCUCUAAUACAGAGACAAAUCAAUUUCAGACUUUACUAGCAAUUUCAGCCGUUUCAUUCCUUUCUAGGUUAAAUUCCAAUAGAUUUGUCAGGGACUCGAAUAGUGUGUCUCCAGACCUUAAGUACAGAUCUAGUACUUCGGCCUCACAAACCUUUCUAAUUCGGCCAGUAAGUUCUCAGUAACGACCUGGUUCAGGGCGACAGGUUGUAGAUGGUAGACAGCAGUACCCGAUGUUCGCUUCUGCGUCUCAUACAGACCCGAUGUCAACAAUCCUAACCGCAUGUGAUGAGGGCGCAUUUGAACUUUGAAAGGGUGGGAUAGGGCAUCCUUUCAAUGUCAUCAGUUGAAAAUCACAUAUUACACAAAGACCUCAACAACCAACAAUCACUGAUUUGUCCACAGCCCCCGAGUGGUAAGCGUGGUGUCGUACCAUCCACUCCACUAACUACAUCGCAUUACGAUAAACAUUAUUCUUCGUUCAGCAAUGGCGAUUCAUUGCGGACGACCUAGCAAAGACGAGGGACUGUUUUGUAUUUGAUAUUUUGUACAUGAGAGCCUGUAAAAAAUUGUAUUUAAAACCAAAAAAACGGUAAAUAAAGCCAUGUAGUGAUUAAGUGA